UCCGUAGGAAAGACAUUCCCCAACCCAAUCUGAUUAUCUCAGCCCCUUUCUUGCUGAUGUAACUUCUGGCUUGCGUCCUUAGCACGUUUCCCUUCACUGUCUGCCAGGGAAGAAUGAGGGAGAGAAAAAGGGAAAUACUCUGAGAAGCUGCAAUUUCCUGGAUCCUCCUCCCAGCCCCUCCUGACUCUUUCCUCUUUAGAAAGCCAAGUAAAGAACAGAGAACCGGAGUGGCGGCCAGGGCAGCGGAGAAGCUGACAGCCUGCAGGUCCCUUCGGCGAGAGAAGAUCUCACAGAACAGAUGCCACAGCAUGUGCCUUUCAUGAAUUCCAAUAAGAAAGUGGAUUUAAAAAUUAUCAUCAUUGGAGCACUGGGCGUGGGAAAGACCUCGCUCCUGCAUCAGUAUGUGCACAAGACUUUUUAUGAAGAUUACAGGACCACGCUGGGAGCCAGCAUCCUCACCAAGGUCAUCAUGGUGGACAACACCCCACUCAAGCUGCAGAUCUGGGACACGGGGGGCCAGGAGCGGUUCCGGUCCAUGGUGUCAACAUUUUACAAGGGCUCAGAUGGCUGCAUGCUGGCCUUCGAUGUCACAGACAUGGAGUCUUUCGAGUCCAUGGAUGACUGGAGAAAGGACUUCCUGGACAAGGUUCUCUCCCAGGAGAAGGACUUCCCCAUGGUGGUGCUGGGAAAUAAAAUUGAUAUAAGCGACCGACAGGUGCCCCAGGAGGCUGCUUCAGCCUGGUGCAAAGAAAAGGACAUCUCAUAUUUUGAAGUCAGCGCCAAGAAUGACAUUAACGUGGCACAGGCUUUUGAGACCCUCGCAAGACAAGCCCUGGCAAGGCACCAGGGGAUUCUGGAGAACUACUUAACAGAGUCCAUCAAGCUCACUCCCGACAACCAGCCCAGGACAAAAUGCUGCUGACCACGUCUUACGGACAGACCUGACACACAACCAAGAAGCCGACGGAGCAGUGAGUAGGCCUGGCAGCUCCAGCUUCGUGUUCAGCCAAAGAAGAAGACUGCAGUGUUUAGGUGCCACAUCUCACAGCUGAUCCAGCAGAUCUCCAGACACUCGAAGGCACUGGCCUUUCCCUAAAGUGCCUCCAACAGACUAAUCACACAAACCAUACCUGGUUGCUGCUACAGCCUUUCUGCUUCAUUAACUUUCUAAACCACCCUUUCAGCGCCCGGCACUGUCCUCCUCAAGUUGCUGCACUGCCACACCAAGACAAGGGGGCCCCAUUCCCAACCCUAGCCCUCUCUGCUCUCAUUUUACCAGCUGGCACUCUGGCAGGUCAGCAAAUUCCCAGCGGAGCCCUGCUGCUCACCGGCUGGCCCUGGAGCAGACUUUCCCCACAUGUGCCUGAGUGAUGGUGCUCGCAAAGCAGGGCUGUGGUCUUGGCACCAGGUGGGGUAGGCCUGGCUAAUCUCAGUCCUUGCUGUGUGAACACAGAUACCCGGUGCUUAAACUAAUGGCCCUGCCUCUGAUAUUCAGCAGGCACGUGCUGUUUGUUGAACAAGGAGGGUGCCCAGGCUCUCCUAGCUCUGAACCCAGCUGAUCUUUCUAUGCCUCAGCUUCUCCUGCUGUGUGAAAUGAGGGUGAUAACACCCUCCUGGCACCCAGGUAAGGAAGUGUCAUCAUGAGGGACUUCCUAAAGGCACCGUUUAAAAAAGGCAGGCAGGAUGGUGCACAAAGCUGGGAUCUAAGAGACUCAGAAUCAGACUCUACCUGUGCUAGUGACCAGCUGAAUGAUCCUGGGCAAGUCACUUAGUCUCUCUCUGGGCCUUUGCUGCCUGCCGGGAACCACUGAUACGGACCACAUUUGUACAGUGCACAGACUUCUGCUGAACAGUGCGACAAAUCCCAUAAGAGCGGGGAACUCUCAUCUUAAUAAUCAGAGGGAACAGCCUGGAUCAGAUUUUGGGGCAGGUGCAUUCAGGGGGGAGGGGAUCAAUAUGUGGAAAGGGAAGAUGGGGAAAAGGGAUUUGUGCACCUGUGACCCUCCUGAGACAUCUCUGCUUCUGGGUCUGUUCUGCCUGCCCCUGGGAAUGAUGCCCAAUGAGUGGCUUUAUUGCCCAUUGGGGAGGGGAUGGUGAGUUGCGGCUACAGCCCCCUUUUGUCCUUUUGGUCAUGAAGCUCUGCAGAAACCAUCCCAAAGGCCCAUGCAGGGCCAGAGAAAAUCAGAUCCUG
Messenger RNA from Alligator sinensis (Chinese alligator), 2191 nucleotides. RefSeq names its product RAB7B, member RAS oncogene family (gene RAB7B). The coding region runs from base 299 to 922 and encodes 207 amino acids. Gene Ontology annotation, biological process: endosome to lysosome transport; phagosome-lysosome fusion. The transcript has 6 exons. Gene Ontology annotation, molecular function: GTP binding; GTPase activity. Gene Ontology annotation, cellular component: late endosome; phagocytic vesicle; lysosome. The record is from RefSeq and is a predicted model, not a curated record. Lineage: Eukaryota; Metazoa; Chordata; Crocodylia; Alligatoridae.